Molecule: messenger RNA, 951 nt
Organism: Teleopsis dalmanni
Lineage: Eukaryota; Metazoa; Arthropoda; Insecta; Diptera; Diopsidae
Exons: 6
Coding region: 1-951 (316 amino acids)
Source: RefSeq, a predicted model, not a curated record
AUGACACAGUGUCUCAUCAAUUAUCUGUACAAUCAAAUUCCACCCAUAAACGCCAUUGAUGAUUAUGAUGAUUGUUUAUACCAAAAUACACAGAACACAUCUGGCACAUUUUGUUUCAUUUAUGCCGAAAUAAAGCCAAAUGCUUCCUCAGAAAUCUGGAGGACAAUCGAAGAACAUUCUAGAACUGAAAGAAAUCGAUUCAGAUAUGAUAAAUUACUUCGCGGUGUUUGUUUGGCGAAGUGCAUGGACUCUCCAAAAGAAGAAAGCCACGUAGAUAUAUCAACUAAUGAACCAAUUGAAGACAAGGAGCUUUUGAAUUUCUUUAGACAGAUUUAUGGAUAUCAAAUAUAUGAAAACAUCGGUUAUGAUUCUGUAAUUCACACUUGUCUUAAUAGGGAAAUGCAUAAAAACUAUAACUUGAGACUCCGAACAAAUUUACUUUAUUGUGAACACAGCAAAUCAAACACAACAAAUAGAUAUGAUUACUUGGAUAUAUUGGGAUAUACUUUGAUAUCUAGUAUUGGAAUUUUCGUCAUAUUUUCAUCCGUAUACGACCAUUUUCUGUUUAAGAAUCAAACCUCAGAAAAAUGGUUUCAUUUUUAUCGCAAACCAUUUAAAUCUAAAGCCAGUACUCUCUUGACUUCGUUCUCAAUAAUGCGAAAUUAUGCCAUCUUCAUGAAACCUUUAGGAGGAAGAACUGCUCACGAUUUGCAAUGUUUUAACUUUUUCCGCUUAAUCGGAGAAAUUACUAUUAUUAUAGCACAUAUAGUACUGAAUAUUAUGACAGUUGUUGGUAAUCCAAAAUUUGUGGAAGAGAAUAUAUUUAAUGGUUUACAUGCAAUAUUGGGAAAUGAAAUUACCGCUAUUCAUACUAUAGAGACGAAAUUACUUUUCUCAACAUAUACACUCCAUUUUAUACGAAUAUCAGUGGAUUCAUUUUUGGCAUCAUAA